UAUUAGGUAGAAGAAGUUUAGGUUGUUUGUGACCGAAAAAUCACAAACUAUGUCAACUCGAUCUACCUACCACCUUAAUUUUAUUUCUCUAACAAACAACCUUAUAAAAUCACUCUACCAUUCUUACACCUCAUUCUAACUUUCUCUCUCAAAUCCUCUCAUCACAAUUCUACUUCCUCUGUCUUUAUCUCUAUCUCUAACAAAGACAAUAACUAUGGCAAGUGAAACGGUUUUGGUUGAUGAAAUCUCUUACCCUGCCAAGAUCACUACUACCAAGCCUCUUUCUCUCCUUGGUCAUGGGAUUACUGACAUGGAGAUCCAUUUUCUCCAAGUGAAAUUCUAUGCUAUUGGGGUUUAUUUGGAACCUGAGGUAGUUAACCAUUUGCAACAAUGGAAAGGUAAAUCUGCUAAGGAGUUGGAAGAUAGUGAUGACUUCUUUGAUGCUCUCAUAUCUGCUCCUGUGGAGAAGGUAAUUAGACUUGUGGUGAUUAAGGAGAUUAAGGGUGCACAAUAUGGUGUUCAGAUUGAGACUGCUGUGAGGGACCGUUUGGCAGCUGAUGACAAAUAUGAGGAUGAAGAAGAAGAAGCAUUGGAAAAAGCUAUUGAAUUUUUCCAGUCUAAGUACUUCAAGAAAAAUUCAGUCAUCACAUAUCAUUUCCCUGCAAAUUCUUCAACUGCUGAGAUUGUGGUAUCUUUGGAGGGGAAAGAAGAUUCAAAGUAUGUAGUAGAGAAUGCCAAUGUUGCAGAGACAAUUAAGAAAUGGUAUCUUGCUGGCUCAAGGGCUAUAUCUCCUUCAACCAUUACAUCUUUGGCUACCAAUCUCUCUGCAGAAUUGUCCAAGUGAAGAAAACUUUGUGUUAUGUAAUCGUGUGAAUCUUUAUGUUCUUGUUAUCAUUUUGUACUAAUUAGAACUUUUUUCUACUUUGUUUGCGGAAUUCUGCUUUUUUAAUUUAUGGAAUAAUGUUAAUCUUGUGAGACAUACCAAAUUUCUAUUCUUUAAGGAAGUUAGAAAUGGAUAAAUUCCACUCUACGUAUAAAUAUAAUAAAUAGUUUUUAAAGUA
Vicia villosa (hairy vetch) is the source of this 1061-nucleotide messenger RNA. Its product is annotated as chalcone isomerase-like protein 2. Bases 215 to 844 code for a protein of 209 amino acids. The transcript is spliced from 5 exons. Gene Ontology annotation, molecular function: intramolecular lyase activity. Lineage: Eukaryota; Viridiplantae; Streptophyta; Magnoliopsida; Fabales; Fabaceae. The record is from RefSeq and is a predicted model, not a curated record.